Geodia barretti is the source of this 1866-nucleotide messenger RNA. The record is from the annotation of a GenBank genome assembly. Lineage: Eukaryota; Metazoa; Porifera; Demospongiae; Tetractinellida; Geodiidae.
AGGAUCGCGGGCGCGGCAGACUGGAUAGUGGAUACCCGUCUAAAUCGUGUAUUUCCAUUGACAAGCAGUAUAACCUGUUUAGACGGAGGUCGUGCUGGCCGUCAAAAUCGUCCAGGUCCGUCGUCUUCCGCGAGACUCGCUGCUAAAAAGGUCUUCAGUUUAGUUUCUUUUUGCAUCGUAGAGAGGCCUUUCAUCGAAGAAGCAGCGAGUUUGAAGUCGUCGCGGCGAGCUCUCAGCGACAGAGCGAGUUUCUUUGCGCGGAAGCUUGCCACACCCCUAUCGAAGACGGCAUUUUUUGGCGGGCGUCUCUGUGGAAACACGCACUUGGAAAAUACGGGAUUUAGAAUCCACGUUUUACACAAUUUGAUUGGUCAAUUUGAAUCUGCCGACGUCUAAAGUGAUGUUAGAAAGACUUCUAAAGCGAAGCGGAGACCAAAAGCAACAGAAAUAGUGGGUUCGCUACACUUUCUUCCUCCCUCUCUUCGCAGUAAAUCGUCUUCCUUGUCUCCACGGAGCUACUGACAAGCAAACGCUGUAGCUACGUUUUCUAAAUAACGCGCAGCACGUAGCCACCACUUCUGACUACUCGGGGAUGGCUCAGCAGCUGAAGAUUCCCUGGCAGUACGCCGGCUACGGUGAACCUCAGCAGCGUGUCUACCAACCAUCGCCUCUCCCGCUCAGAGCCGCACGGUGCGGCGAAGGAGAAGAAAAACCUGGAGCCCCACCUAAACUGUCUCCUCGCUCUCCCGGCGCGGCCCUCACUACUAGGGGGAAGCGACCCAGACCUCCUGCCACUGCGACGGACAGUAAGUCAAAGGAAGAGUCGUCACAGAGAAAGACGGGUAGCCAAGGGCUGUCUAGUACACCUCACGCCCCGAGGAAGAAGAGGUCUGUUCUGGAGCUCCUGCCUGGCAGAGUAGGAGGGUCGUCCUCCAGUCUCCUGCUGCCAUCUACACAUCAACUGCUGCAGAAACACUCCUACAUUGACUCAGGGAAGCUAAAGACAGUACCACUGAAAGAGAGUAAUGUGGAGAGGAAGAGAGAGGGAGAGAAAGGAGGAGGGAGAGAGAAAGAGGGAAAGGGACAAAGGAAGGAGAGACAGAAACCGCUACCCACCAAGAAACAGGCCUGGCAGGAAGGUCACACGAGAACAAGGGAUAAACCAGAAAAACAGGUCAAACAAGUUCAGCCGUACAGGAGAACAGUCACUACCACUCUACCUGAAGGGGUUCCACUCUUGGAUCUCAGUAGACUGAAUGAACCAGACCACCAGAUGAACCCUGUAGUGAGAGCUAGUGAUUAUGCGGUACUCCUGGUGUGACCUGUUGCACCAUGCAGUCAACUGCCACAUCUCCCCUCUCUCCUCUCUCUCUCCGUCUCCCUGCCACUGGGCCGGCUGCAACACCACCCCACUGAGAAUGAAACCCUCUCUCAUAAGACAUCUGGAGACCCAUCAUUGUAGUCCAGGUCCCAAGCCCAUUCCACCCUCUGUGGCAGUUACUCUCGCAAAACUGAAACAUUGUCCUCCUCUUGAGAAUGAAGUGGAGUCUCCUCUGACAAAGGCGGUUCGUGUGACAGCUGCUCUGGUCCUCAGAAACCUGUGUCGAAUGGCUCCCUCCACUCACUGUCAGAUAAGGAGACAUGAACACAGACUCAGUGAAGUGGCUCUGUCUGACAGAGAAGCUGCUCACGCCAUUACAGAGUGUCUCACCUAUUUAAACCUCCCUCCUCCUUCUCCUCCCUCUCUCGCUGCUAACCCUCAUGAUAACACUGUCACACAUCAUCAGUUGACUGAAAACUCAUACAGCUCUCCCUAAUGAUUGUAUUAUACAUUUCAUCAGUCUUUCAACCUCAGAGAAAGCUGCA